CUUCAGCCGAGAAAGUAGUGCUAAUUACACGCAAAGGUUAUUAUUUGCGCCGGCACGCACGGGAUACUUCUCUCUUUUUUUUUUUUCCUUUUUUUUUUCUCUCCCUCCGUUUCAUUAAUGUGCUUUUUGCUCCUGUCGUUUAAAUGAGAUAGCAACACCCUUGGAUAAAGACUCUUAAAAUCGGAUUAUCUGAUUGAGGCAUUGUGUUCAUUAGAGCACUUUUCCCCCCCACCUCCACCACCUCCUCCACCUCCUCCACCUCCACCACCACCUCGGGCAGACAGAAUUAAAACGCCCGGAAGAUGUUCGGGACUCUUUGCCUCUUGUUGACGGUCCUGUCGGGGCCGUCCGGCGGCUGGGGCUCGUACGUGCCGUGCGAGCCGUGCGACGACAAGGCGAUGUCCAUGUGUCCGCCGAUCCCGGGCGGCUGCCAGCUGGUCAAGGAGCCCGGCUGCGGCUGCUGCCUGACGUGCGCGCUGUCCGAGGGCCAGGCGUGCGGCGUGUACACGGGGACGUGCGCGCAGGGUCUCCGCUGCCUGCCCCGCAGCGGCGAGGAGAAGCCCCUGCACGCCCUCCUCCACGGCAGGGGGAUGUGCACCAACGAGAAGGGCUACAAACCCGGGCACCCGCCGAUAGAUCGCGAGUCCCGAGAACACGAGGACGCCAUGGCCACAGAGAUUACAGAGGAGCUGCAGCCAGCUAAAGUUCCCCUCCUGACCAAAGACAUUGUCAACAGUAAAAAAGUCCACGCCAUGCGUAAGGAGUUUAAGAGGAAGCAGGGAAAGCAGCGCUCCAUGGGCUCCCCCAUGGACUACUCUCCUCUGCCCAUAGACAAACACGAACCUGAAUUUGGACCCUGCAGGAGAAAACUUGAUGGGAUAAUUCAGGGAAUGAAGGACACUUCUCGAGUCAUGGCUCUGUCUUUGUACCUUCCCAACUGUGACAGAAAAGGUUUCUUCAAACGCAAGCAAUGCAAGCCCUCCCGUGGCCGCAAACGGGGCAUCUGUUGGUGCGUGGACAAGUACGGCGUUCAACUUCCCGGAACAGACUACAGUGGUGGAGACAUUCAGUGUAAAGACCUGGAGAGCAGCACUAACAACAAUGAGUAGAGCAGCAAAAUGGACCACAAUCAUCCCCAAACUCCACAAGACCCCGGACCCACAUUUCCUCUCUGAAUCACACCUUUAAUCUCCCCUCACUUCAAGAGUUAUUUCAGAUUUUUAGGUAGAAUUUCAACAAAACAAAAAAAGGACCAGGAUAAAAAAAAGACUAUUGGUUUUUGACCAAACACUCAUCUCUAAACGAGGGGGAGGGAGUCCAAGAAUCCCUUUUUGAGCAGAUCUUUUGACGACGGCGCACGUGGGGACCCCCUUUGUGCAAGCUGCAUAUUGACUAAAACAUAUGCACGUUUUUGUUUUUAAGAACCGGGGGCUCUCUGUGAAGCAGAUGUAUUCAUAUACAUUGAUGUUGUAAAAACGAAGCAAAAUUCAUUGUGAAGACAAAACAAGAGGGCAAGUCCGUUGAAUUAUUUACAAUUGGAUCUUUUAAUUGGUUGAGAUUUUUUUUCUCAAAUCAAUCGCAACUGGACUGUUUGGGUUCCCUUAGAAGGCGUUUCGCCUCUCCUCCGAGUAGGCUUCGUCGGUUCAUGCUCAGACUUAGCUUGGUUCGAUCUGGUCUUAGACUGGCAGUGGGAAGGGGAUUCAUACGGCCCCAUUCGUCACGGUUUACCCGACGAAUUGAGGGGAGUGCGAUAUCCAAUCUAGCCGCCAUCCAUCCAUCCAGCCCAGACUUCCCUCUCCCCAGCCACUUCGUCCAGCUCUUCCCAGAGGAUCCCGAGGCGUUCCCAGGCCAGCCGGGAGACAUAGUCUUCCCAACGUGUCCUGGGUCUUCCCCGUGGCCUCCUACCGGUCGGACGUGCCCUAAACAUCUCCCUAGGGAGGCGUUCGGGUGGCAUCCUUACCAGAUGCCCGAACCACCUCAUCUGGCUUCUCUCGAUGUGGCUUCAUCUGGCCAGGAUCUUCAGCUCUCACUGGAUCGGUUCGCAGCUGAGUGUGAAGCGACUGGGAGUCCAUGGUUCUCGCCCGGAAAAGGGUGGAGUGCCAUCUCCGGGUUGUGGAGGAGACCCUGCCCAAAGUGGAGGAGUUCAAGUACCUCGGAGUCUUGUUCACGAGUGAGGGAAGAGUGGAUCGUGAGAUCUAGCCGCCAGAUGGCAGUAAAAUGUGUUUUCUGGCAAUUCCAACUUUGACCACGGCCUCAGUUCCAUCAUUUUUAGCAGACUGCAUUGCAAAAUGAUUAACCCCUCAUGCGAGAGCCACCCAGGAAUGGGGCCGUACGAAUCCUUUCCCUACUGAAGAUCGGUCAGAUCUAGUCUCGUAGCUGGUGCCAAAAACUCCCAACACAAGGAGGCUGUGCCUCGGCAAGGAUGGUUCCGCCCUAUUGUAGUGGAAAAGAGCUACCCUUCUGUCAACACUAGCGACGGUAGUUCGAGCGGAAUUGAAUUGGAGGUAUCGUGUGUCCCUACAAGCCCAAAAUCCGUCGGAAUCACCCACCUUAGCGUUCCAUUCAGUUUUUAAAAAAAUGGUCCAGUUGCGAUCGGUUGAACGCCCCCGAGAGUACCUUGACCUGGAUGAACGAGAACAUCCGUAAACAUGUUGAGCUUUUGUGUUACCCGAGACAGGGAUGUGCUGCACCAGUUCUAUGGGUAUGUGGUUCUGUCAGAGCACUUAUAAAACAGGGCAAUCUCCUUCGGCGUAUAACUUCACAAAAAUAAAGUGUGCUCGAACGCAUGUAUGUUUACAGUGCGAAUGUUUGAUGUGUGUAUUAGCCUGCUUUGGUGUAUAAUAGAGUGAGCCUAUAUACAAAAAAAGAAUGUCAUUUUUUUUCUCUUGUUUGAUUUUUGUCACAAGUACUGCUAGCGCCUGAGGUGGUUUAUCGAGACCGUCCUUCUCUCUCUCUCGUGUAAAAUAUGUUCGACGUGGAGCGUUUGGCGACAAAGGAGGAAUCGGAUCGUUACAGAUGGAUUUAUGUACGUGGCUCUUUGACGAUGUAGCUAGCCUGAUAUGCCAACUGUGCCUAUUUGAGCGGACACUGCCGCGCGGAGCGACCGAGCCGAGGGCGGGUGCGCGGACUUACAGUAGGAAGGGGAUUCAUACCGGCCCCGUUCGUCGCGACUAUCUUAGAGUGUGGCCGUUCCAACUUUGCCCAUAGCGUUUGUUCCAUUGCAAAACGAUUCCCCCUUCGGAAUCCCCUCCCUACUGUAACCGGUGGGAUAAAGCGACACUUGUCGCCGAAACUUCGACCUUUUUGACUUGGGUGCACGAAUCAAACUUCCCGGGUCCGGCCGGUUUGCGUCUCGGAUUCGGUUGUGCGAGGAGUCAGUUUUGUUUGAGCUGUUAUUUUUGCCUUCAGUGAAGUACAGACAGCCCGCAUUUUUGAGCCAUUAUAUCAAGUGGUUUCCACUUAGUACUUCAGUGUAAUCGCGGUGUAUUGUAAUAUAGUCAUUGAAUUGUAUUCUUUCCUACAAGGGCGACGUUUGGCAAAGGCUAUCUACCCGGUUACAACAAACGGUCUUGGCAAAAGUCCCAGUGCCUUCCAAUAUGCAAAUACAAUUAAUGUGAUGCAACAAUGACACAGGUCCCAUCUUUGUUCAUACUGUAUAGCCCCCUCACAAGAACUGACACUACCUAUAGUGACCACGUCGUUCUUGGUCGGUGUCGUAGUUUCUCAAGGCUAUUCCGAACGUGUGAACUGCAGUCUGUUGAACCUCCAUAUGCUCGUCGAUAAGCUAAGAUUUUUUUUUGUAAGCUCGUUUUGUUUUUUUGAAUACCAAUGUAUAUGAUUGCCAGGCAAGGGACUCUAAAGGAUUUUUGUUUGAGGUGAAACAAAACAAACAAUUCUCUCUGCAAAGGGAAUUGUUCUUCUGUUAUCAAGACACUGCCCCCACUCCCAGUACCCAACCCCAUCUGCCACUUUCAACAACAAAAAAAGCAGCUUGCACUUAUUUCAAGUACUCACUAUUGAUCAAUGACAAUGACCUAAGAUGUAGUAACAUGAAGUCAGUAGAAGAAAAAAAAAAAAAAAAAAUCUUAAUGUUGUUUAAUAUUGUGCUUACCUUUUAAAGGUUGAUAUUUUGUUGACAGGGGCUCUGCAGCCCAUGCCUGGGACCUCCACUACAGAAAUUUAGAACAGAUCAACUCAGCCUCAGGUGUUCUUUAAGCGUCUUUUACAGAGAUGAGCGUUCAGAUGCUUCAAUCGAGGGGCUGGUUUUUUUUGAGAGGCAUGUCACAUAGGAAGAACGACCCCCUUGUACAGUGGAUAUAUUCAGGGUCUAGCCACUUCCCCUGCAUGGGGUCAGCAACUACAUCCCGGCAGGCACAAGACAUUGAAACAACGGCGAGAACGUGUUGAACUAGGUCCUGACGUUGAGCAAAAGUCAAACAUAUCGUUGAAACAACGGGCUUUUUGACAAUGUUUAGUCAAGGUUGGGUUCUGCCGUUGAUUUGACCAUUGAAUUGAACGGAUAUUCUACAACUCAAAUACGACGUUGACAACAUUUACUCAAUGCCAGGUUGUGAUGCUGAUUUGACCAUUGAAGUCUGGUAAUUUUCCAACCAAUAACAUUGGAUCCGACGGUAGACAUCAACGUCCUCUCACUUUACAUACACAACUGUUUUGGAACGUUGCUUCAAAGUCAGUUUUAAAGGACAUAAUCAACGUAUCAAUGUUUGUGCCAGCUGGGAUAUCAUUAGAUACAGUUAGUCAGUUAUCAGGAGUCAAGACAUCUGUGGAAUGACCUACUACAGCCAGGGUUGCAUUUUAAAGAAUAAACAACAGUGGGCAGCAAGCCCUAGAACACAACCUAGAUCAGAACACGUCCAAGUCAAGUCUGUUGAUGUAUUCAAUAAGCUUUGGAGAGUUCGAUUUGAUCAGAACUUACAAAGCCGAACCAAACAGAAUGGUUAUUUCACAUGAAUGCCUCCGACUGGUUGUAUUUGGUUCGUUCCUCAGGUGUGCCUUGCAAACUCCUUCUUGGUUUUAACUCACUCUACAUACUCUACGUAGUACAGUAGCUGCAGGCUUUUCUGAGUACAUAACACAUUCUGGAUGUAAUAAAACAGCACAAUUGGGUAUCAAUAUUUGGUGUUCUCUGGAUUGUGAAAAAAAGAUCCAUAUGUGUCUGGAGGAUGGGGAGGAAUUGAAAUGGUCAGUGUUUGGAACGGCAUGAGACAAAUAAGAAUAAAACAACAAAAAAAAUCAAAUUAUUAAAGUGAAUAUCACUGUGUAAUAUUUAUUCAACUUGUAAUUUAUAUGUACUCUUUUAACCUUUGUCUUUUUGUUAUGACAAAGCAUUUAUUUAAAUAAAGUUAUGUAUUCAUUUAUUC
Messenger RNA from Nerophis lumbriciformis (worm pipefish), 5381 nucleotides. RefSeq names its product insulin-like growth factor binding protein 5b (gene igfbp5b). Gene Ontology annotation, cellular component: extracellular region. The record is from RefSeq and is a predicted model, not a curated record. Gene Ontology annotation, molecular function: fibronectin binding; insulin-like growth factor II binding; insulin-like growth factor I binding. NCBI's taxonomy places the organism in Eukaryota, Metazoa, Chordata, Actinopteri, Syngnathiformes, Syngnathidae. Gene Ontology annotation, biological process: regulation of insulin-like growth factor receptor signaling pathway.